AUCUCGGGCUCUGACGACCCGUGACGGUUCGCGCGGGCACAGACGUCGUCGGACCGCGAAACCACGUGGCGCCUCGCUUUACCCCCCCUCCCCCCCCAAACACCCCCGUCGGAGGCCCCUGGAUCGUCGGCUCGAGUCGGCACCCGGGUCCCCGGCGCGCGACCCCAACGGGACGAACGCCUCGACGUCGUCGGUCGAUAUGACGACCCCUCACGUCGUCGUUCCUGACUCCAAGACCGCAGCCGGGGAGCAGCUAUAUACCUUCCUCCGGAUCGAUCACACGACCGUGACGCGUUCAAGUUGGCGCCGCUGUCAGUAAAUCAAACUUUUUACCCGGCUUCUCAACGGACGCUUAACCUGAAAUAAAGCGACCUUCCCCGACGUCCGAUCGAUGCGCGUUUCAGCCGCGAACGAGUUAAAACACGGGCGAGUUGUACCAGGUUCUCAUUAUUUGUUGGCUCCUUUCCCAAAGUGAUUGAAACUCCACACGUGAAAAUUCACGGAAGAUGAUUCUGUAACCAGCAUACUUCGUGAACUCAAGGUUUAAUACAAAAAUAAAGUACAUACUUGAUUGGACGACACGUGGGUGACAAAAUCCCCGCGGUGAAAAAUUCCAGGACUUCGAAAGUGCUGAAAUAACGUGGUUUCAACCUUUCGUGUUCGCGGUCGUUUGAAAACUGUCGAAAAAAAUAAAGUGUGUACGUGCUAUUUGACGUCUAAGAGGUCUAAGAGUCCAGUAGGUACCUGGCAUAACCUGUCCAGAGACGGUGGGUGAUUCUAUGGCUUCAAAGUGAAGUGGUCUGUCGAUAUAAAAAAGGGCAAACACACAUACGAAAAAGAAAUUAAUUGUGUUUCUGUAGCAUUUUUUAAUCAGUUUUUGAAUAUUUAGAUUGUACACGAAGAAUAUUAUUGAGGAUUCAUUUUCGAAGUAAGUAGCAUAAUACCCAUAUAUCUGCGAAGAUAACAAUAGAUUUACGAAGAUCUCUGGAUUUCUUCGUCAAUUUAAAGUGGGAAAAAAAAUGUGGUCAGUGUACCAGAAGGUCUUUUUUGGCUCGUGUGUGAGUCACGAGGUCAAGGUCGCAGAAAGACGCACACCGACGUUGGCUUCUGCGAGUAAUUAACGUUCGUGGUGGAAGUCGUAAAAUCGCGCGACCUUGAGUGACGUGUAGUGUAAAGCUUGUCGAGACAGAUUUUCGCCAGCUGACUUUUUUUUUCUUCCUUUUCGCUUACAGCCGAGGUUUAGGAUGUGGCGGGUGUUGAGGGAAAAGGAAAACCUUCCACAAGAACAGCGUCGCUGCCGAUGAAACUGGCUCAACCCGCGUUGAAAAAAAAAAAAGAAACUUUGCCGAACCGGUGGAUGUUCAUAGAACGCAUUGAUUGUAGGUCAUGUGUGAUAAAGGAAGGUUGUAACUUGAUAUCAGGACGUAAGAGGUGAAAUUCAUGUUGAGUGUCGGGGAGAGGUUUCUGAAGGUUUGUGUUGAAGAAGAGUGAAAGGUGCUGACGAGGAUCAACCCGUGAGUCUUCCCAUUUUCGCUGCUGAAACAGUCACACUACUCUGGUUCCCUCCGGUGAAGGUGUCUUCGUCGUAAUACCUGGGUUCCGCGGGUGUUUGAAGAAACCUUUGUGUACCUUCUUCACUUCGCUUCUCUCGGGUGAAGAUGUGCCAUGGAACAAACCGUAAGGUCUUUCCGGAGGGCACGAAGCUGUGGUCGUGCACGACGGCAGUACGACGAAGUGGGGUCGUAGAAAAGUUGGUAAUCUUUGCUGAGCGCAACCUCACGUAACAUUAUAAAUCAACAGAAUCCGUGAGUUAGGGCCAUAAAGGAAAAGAACGUAAAGUGAACCCUUCGCUCAAGCACAGAGACAUUGAUUAGACUAGUUUUCGCCCCGGGGCAAGAACUCAUCUACGCGCUACACUUCCAGCCAUAUUAAUCUCGCUGUUCUAAACAUUUUGAUUAAUAUUAGAUAGUAAAUAAAUAUAAUUUGUUUGCAGUCAGUUUUCAGUACACAAUUUUAAUACCCACGUUGACAUUGCUAGAAUGUCUCGGAUGUACCGGGAGGUCCUCCAUAGGUCGCGUAGCUGUUGUUAAAUAGCGCGUGGGGCUGCCGAGGGUUUAAUGGAAAGUGGAUAGGCGUUGUUGAGGAGGACAACCUAGUGCAACUGCUGACGUCACUGGAAUGUCUCGGAUGUACCGAGAGGACCUUCAGAGGUCUUGUGACUGUUGUUAAGAAAGCGUGUGGGUACUGUGAGAGCCCCGUAGGAAAGCGGGUGAGGGUUGUUCGACUCCGUGGAGUUGUAGAAAAGUUGAUAAGCGUUGUUGAGGACUACACGUUGCUGGAAAGUCUCCAGAGGUCGUGUGACUGUUGUUAAGAAAGAAAGCGUGUGGGUGCUCUGAGAGCCCCUUAGGGAAACGGUUGAGGGUUAUUCGACUCGGUGGGGUUGUAUAAAAGCGGAUAAGCGUUGUUGAGAACAACCUCGUGUACCUGUUGACGUCGCUGGAAUGUUUCCAGAGGUCACGUGACUGUUGUUAGAGAGCCCCGUAAGAAAGCGGGUGAAGGUUAUUCGACGCUGUGGGGUUGUAGAAAAGUGGAUAAGCGUUGUCGAGGUCCACCUCGCAUACCAGUAGACGUCGCCGGAAUGCCUCCAGAGGCAGCGUGACUGUCAGAGAGCGCGCGUGCGUUGCUGACGGCGAUGCCGGCAUGCGGGAGGGACUGACGACGACCCCGGCGCGCUGUGCAGAGACGACGACGACGACGACGGCGACCAGUAGGAGGGGGAGGAAAGAGACGCGGCGCGACUCGUGACGCAUGAAGAGGCCGCGGCGCGGGCUGCUGGCGGCCGCUGCUGCUGCGGCGGCCGUGCUCACGCUGCUGGGGGCGGCGCUGCGGUCGGGGGCGGCGCGCGACGACGCGGGCGACGCCGACGUGGAGGUGGGGCUGCUGACGCGCGCCAUGGUCUCGGUGGCGGAGGCGCUGGGCGCCCGCGAGCCCGCCUACGCCAUCGGCUGCUACGCGGAGACAUCCGCCGAGCCGCCAGCCGACCGCGAGGAGGAGGAGCCUAAACGAGGCAGCAUCUUCUUCCUGGAGACCUCGUGCAGGUUCAGACAGGUCGAGACACGUGCGCGCAGGUCGAGCCGCGCGGGUCGCCUGGAGCUGGGCGCCAGGCAGGCCUGCGCCGUGGAGUCUGCGGCGCGCGGCAACCCGGGCCUGCAGGUGUACCUGCUGUUCGCGUCGCCCGCCGCGCGCAACUGGACCGCGUGGUCGUGGGCGGCGCGCGAGCUGCUCGCCUACCCGAACGUGCACAUCAGGCACGUGAACGUGGAGCGCUACCUGCGCGGCACGCCCCUGGAGGAACUCUACACCAGCGGCGCCCUCAGGCGGAGCUACUGGCCGGUGUCGCACGCCAGCGACGUGCUCAGGUUCCUCACGCUGUGGCGGUACAGCGGCACCUACCUCGACCUGGACGUCGUGCUCACCAAGCCCCUGGACAACAUGCGCAACUUCGCCGGCGCGGAGAGCCCCAGCAACGUGGCCGUCGGCGCCAUCAACAUGGCCGACGACGAGCUGGGGCGCCGCGUCGCCAACGAGUGCGUGCACGACAUCAAGGAGAGCUUCCGCGGCGACGUGUGGGGCCACAACGGGCCGGGCGUCAUGACGCGCGUGCUCAAGCGGCUCUGCGGCGUCAACAAGGCUGUGAAGAUGACGCCGGCCAAGUGCGGCGGCUUCAGGGUGCACCCGCCUUCGGCCUUCUACCCGGUGUCGUGGUCCGAGUGGCAGCUGUACUUCCAGGAGGCGGGCAGCGACAAGACGAUGGCCAGGCUGCGCGACUCGGUCGCCAUCCACGUCUGGAACAAGCUGAGCAGCAAGGAGGGAGUGCGGGUGGGGUCCAGACAGCCGUACGGUCUGAUCGCCCGGAGGCACUGCCCUCGCGUCUACGAGCGGUCCGCGCCCGUCUUCUGACCACCCGCCGGCACCACCACUGGCACCACCGGCAACACCGGCACCACCACUGGCACCACCGGAACCACUGGGACCACCGAAGGUACCACCG
This is a messenger RNA of Bacillus rossius redtenbacheri, 4051 nucleotides long. RefSeq names its product lactosylceramide 4-alpha-galactosyltransferase-like. The transcript has 5 exons. The coding region runs from base 2809 to 3960 and encodes 383 amino acids. Gene Ontology annotation, biological process: glycosphingolipid biosynthetic process. The record is from RefSeq and is a predicted model, not a curated record. Gene Ontology annotation, molecular function: alpha-1,4-N-acetylgalactosaminyltransferase activity. NCBI's taxonomy places the organism in Eukaryota, Metazoa, Arthropoda, Insecta, Phasmatodea, Bacillidae.